Messenger RNA from Anguilla rostrata (American eel), 1607 nucleotides. RefSeq names its product sideroflexin 4 (gene sfxn4). NCBI's taxonomy places the organism in Eukaryota, Metazoa, Chordata, Actinopteri, Anguilliformes, Anguillidae. The transcript is spliced from 14 exons. The record is from RefSeq and is a predicted model, not a curated record. Bases 343 to 1275 code for a protein of 310 amino acids. Gene Ontology annotation, molecular function: monoatomic ion transmembrane transporter activity. Gene Ontology annotation, biological process: monoatomic ion transport; mitochondrial transmembrane transport. Gene Ontology annotation, cellular component: mitochondrial inner membrane.
AUAGUUUGCACUUCUAAGACUUGGAUUCAACUUCCUGCGCAGAUUCAUAGAUCUGCAUUGUAUGCGAAUCCCCUAAUGUAGACCAGGCGAACGAGAUUGACAAGUCAGUAAAGAGUUUUCGCGGGUGCAGUACAGGUCCAGAUCUGUGACUUUCGUAGGCUUCUGAUUGGAUAUAUUUUUUCUAGGGUCAAAACCUUCAGCAGCCUGUGACACUCCCCUGAACUAUGAUUUUCUCCAUGGCGUGAUGCACGUUUAUGUUGGCAACCCUGGAGUUAUCACCUUGAAUGCAAGCCUUUGCUCUAACGUUGGAUAAAUUGUUUCCCACGCCAACGUGCAGACUAAAUGGAUAUUAACUUGCAAUUCUGGAAAAGCGAAGGGCAGUCUUUCCUGCGCAGACUCCGCCUGUGGAUUAAUAUUCUUGAUCCAGUCUCCCUGCUUUCCUCUGAUGGUGAAAUUAAGAAAGCACGUUCUCUGCUUGGAAGCGCAGAUCCGAAGAAUAAGAGAGAGGCAAACGAUGCGUGGAAGCUGAGCCUGUCAUCUGUCCACUCCGACACUGGUACCAUACAUCCAACUAUAUUCCGCCCUCCAGCAUUCCUUCCUGUUGCUGCCCCCUUGGUCAUCGCCAGCUUAUUACCACACAAAGGGGUCAGGCCUGCUUUCCUUUGGCAGUUUCUGUUGCAGAGUUACAGUGCUGGGUUUAACUUCAGCAACAGAAAUGCCACUGCCACCAAGGACAACAAGACGACGCUGAAGCAGGCUCUUCUGAUUGUGGGGUCAGUCACAUAUGCAACAUGUGCUGGGACGAUUCCGCAGUUUGUAAUGACGCGCUAUGGACUGAGAAGCACAUCUGUCCAGGUGUUUUGCAGAUCGAUGUUGCCUGUUCCAUUGGCUGCCCUGCUUGCUGCCUUCAAUGUGCUGGUGGUGAGAGCUGAAGAGAUCGAAAAUGGCGUCCGGGUGUUUGACUCCAGCGGGAACAGUGUUGGAAUCUCACAGAAGGCUGGCUCCAAGGCUGUGAAUGAGACUGCCCUGUCCAGAGCGGCUAUGAUGGGCACCACUGUCCCCGCUCUGGUCCUUGGGGGUUCUGCUCUGCUGUUGAGGCACUCCCUGUUGGUGGCACCAGUUCGGCACAUCAGCGCUGCCCUGGUCCUGGGUUUGAUGGUUCCCCUGUCCUUCAGUCUCUUUCCACAGCUGUGUACGAUUCAAAGAGACGACCUGGAAAAUGAGCUCCAGACAGCCACAACAGACAAACAGCUGUUCUACCACAGGGGACUAUGAGACAGGAAAUCAAAAUGGCCGCUUCUUUUAAAGAUCAGUGUAAGGAGUCACACGCAGGCCUAUCUGCAGAUGAGUCAUUUCUAAAUGAAUUCAUUUACAAAACGCCUAGAUUUUAACAUCAUGCACACAGUAAGAAUUGAGCUACUGCUGUAUCUCACUGUAUUUAUUUGUUAGCAAUGCAUUCUUGUAAAUAAAUUGACUACAGUGUAGUUAGCAACAAUUGAAAAGCCUUUGCAUUAAAGUCAUGUUUAAUGGAAAUUAAAAAACAGUAGAGGUAAGGUGACAAUCUGACGAUGCUAAUUAUUAUUUUUUAAACUGGUUUUCUCACCAUA